AUGGCCAAGAAGGGCCUCACGCCGCUCCUCGCCUCGAUACUGAAGCGCGACAACUCCGAGCUCCGCGUCCUCGCUCUCGCCUUCCUCAAGAAGCUCGCUGAGAACUUGCCGGCGCUACGCGAUGCCUCCCUCCUCGCCGGGGUCGCGGCGGCAUGCGGCUCGAGCUCGAGCGAGGAGCUCCCCCUCACGGCGUUGCGCGUGGUUUACAACCUCUCCUUCGACCCGCACGCGCGGAAGGCCAUCUUCGCCUCUCCCGUCCUCUCCAAGCUCGCCGUGCUCAUCCGGCGCCGCUCCCACCCCCUGGUCCUCCGGAUCCUCUACCUCCUAUCGGUGGAGCAGCGCGGCCGCGAGGCUACGCCAGCUCUAGCGAAGACGGACGUCCCCGUCUCGUUGCGCAAGCAUGUGCUGGCCUGCUCGGACGCGCAGCUGCCGGCGGAGCUGGCGGGACUCGCCAUCAACCUCGCCACGGCGAGCCGCGCGGCGGACGCCCUCGCCGCGGAGGGAGGGAUGCGGCACCUCCUCGAGCGGCUGCUGCAAACGCAUGACCUCGUACUGCUGAAGCUCAUCCGCGCACUCGUCGCGCACGACGGCCCUGCGAGCGCCGCCGCGCCGCUCACCGCCGAGCUGCUCGGUCUCACGCGCCAAGUGGUCGACGACGAGCACAUGCGGCUCGAGCUACUCGGCACGCUCUCUGGGCUCCGCCUCGCGCGGCUGCCCGACCUGCCGCGGCUCGUGGAGCGCUACUCGCUCAUCGAGCUGCUGCGGCAGCACAUGGCUCCUGGGGCGGCCCAGGACGACGCUCUCCUCGAGGCGGUCGUGCUCGCGGGGGAGCUCGCCGGCUCGGCCAAGGUGGCGGUCAUGCUGCUCAGCUCGGGCCUCGUCUUCCGCGACAGCAUGGCGGGCGGCCCGACGACUCGCACCCUGUACUCGCUUCUGACCGAGCGACAGGAGGACGACGAGUUCGUGGUGCAGUUGCUGUUUGCCUUUUACCGGCUGCUGCAGGUGGAGGAGCCACGCGUGGCGCUGCUCGAGAAGACGCAGAUGGUUGUCUACUUGCUCGACCUCCUCCUCGACCGCAACAGCGCGGUCUGCGGCCUCGCCUCGCAGUGCCUCGACGCCAUCUCCGAGUCGGAUGAGGAUUGGGCGGCACAGAUCCGGCAGCGCAAGUUCGAGGCGCACAACCACGAGUGGCUCGCCGUGGUGGACGAGGAUGAGGCGGAGGAGUACCAGGACGCGCUGGCCCUCAACAACGCCGUCAAGUCGCUGCGGGAGAAUGCGCCGCUCGACGCCUCCCUGCUCGGCAAGGGCGGGUACUUGGAGGCUGGGGAGACGCUCCGGCCUGGGCACUCGCCCGCGUCCGACUGCUCGAGUCCGAUGGACGAGUAUGGCGUGGGACACGGGAUGCACGGCCUCGGCAGUUACGGGUACGGCCUCGACGAGUACGAUGAGGAGGACUACGUGGCGUGA
Molecule: messenger RNA, 1467 nt
Organism: Emiliania huxleyi CCMP1516
Lineage: Eukaryota; Haptophyta; Isochrysidales; Noelaerhabdaceae
Exons: 4
Coding region: 1-1467 (488 amino acids)
Biological process (GO): microtubule-based movement; cilium organization
Cellular component (GO): ciliary transition zone; axoneme; kinesin II complex
Molecular function (GO): kinesin binding
Source: RefSeq, a predicted model, not a curated record